Molecule: messenger RNA, 3039 nt
Organism: Plasmodium falciparum 3D7
Lineage: Eukaryota; Apicomplexa; Aconoidasida; Haemosporida; Plasmodiidae
Gene: APR1
Product: putative apical polar ring protein APR1
Source: RefSeq, a predicted model, not a curated record
AUGGUAAAAAAGGAAAAUGAAGAGAAUAUUGCCCAAGAAAACAAAGAAAAGGAGAAGCCGAAAAAUGCAAAUGACAAAGCUGACCCUUUAUUAAAAUUAAAAGAAGAAAGAGAAAAAUUAAUCCAGUGGUCAAAAAAAUUAAAAAAUAAUAAUUGUUCAUUUAUGAGUUCUGAUAAACUUGAUACUGAGAAAAGUGAAAAGGUCUAUUCUAGUAAUGAUGAAUAUUAUUAUGAUGAAAAAAAUAAACUAAAUCAUAAUGAUAACAAGGAUAAUAUGAACAAUCAUAAGAAAAAUAAUGAUAAUAAAAAUAGAAAGAAAGAAAAUUAUUUAAAGAACUCCUCAUACAAUAACUUAUCAGAUGACAAGAAAGACCAUAUGGAUCCUAUGUUAUAUCAAUCGAUUCAAAAAAUAAAAGAAAUUAAAAAUAAUAACUAUGAUAAUGAUAUAUUUGAUGAAGAAAGUAUUUAUGAUGAUUAUAAUAUAAAUAAAAUAAGAAAAACUAAAAAAAAAGAUAAAAAUAAUAACUGGCAAAAUAAUUCGUUUCAAAAUAAUUCAUCUGAGAGUAACAAUCAGUAUUAUAUAUUUACAAACCGUGAGAAUAACAAAGAUACUUUAAAUAAUGUGUUUAAAAGUACAAAUAAUCAAAAAGAUGAGUCCAAUUUGAAUUAUCUACAUAGUGAUGAUGAAGUAUUUAUGGAUAACUCUUCUGAUCAGAAAAAAACGAAAAAUAAAAUAAAAAUAAAUAACAAUGAUAAUAAUAAUAAUAAUAUGAAGAUGAUGAUGAAACCAAACCUUUAUCAUUCAAGUAAUGAUAAUUUUAUAAAUAUGAAUGAAAUGGAUAAUUCUUCAAACAUUAUAAAAGAAAAGGAUUCAAAUUUCAUAAGUAACAAUAAUUAUAAUAAAAUAUUAAACGAUACUUUUUUAAAAAAUAACUCAGAUAUUAUUAUAAGAGAACCAUUUUUCAAAACAUCUAAAUAUGGAAAACAAAACGAAAAAAAUGAAAAUUUUGAUGAACAAUUAAAAGGAAUAUCAAAUGAAAACAAUAUGAAAAAUAGCUAUUUAGAUAAUAAAAAAAAAAUAAAACUAACAAAAAAAAAAAAGAAACAAACAAUUAAUUUGUAUAAUAAUGAUAAACAUGAUAUUUCUAAUAUAUAUGAUCAAAAUAAUAUAUCUAAUCCAUAUAAUAUAUAUAGCUCAUCUAUACCCCAUAUAGGUUUUUCUUCUAAUGUUAAUAAAUUAUCAAAUGAAAGUGUACAAACAUAUGUACCCACAGGAUCUUUUGUUAAUUCUAAAGAUAAUUCUACAUGCACAACCAUUUUAUCUAAUAAUGAAAUGAACACUAAUGAUAAUAAUUUAACAAAUAGCGGAGCUAAACUAAAAAAUAUACAAACUAAAAAAAUGAUAAACUUAUUAGAAAACAAAGUAAGAACAUUAGAAAGUAAAAAACUUAAUUUAAAUGACAAAAUGAAGGACCUACAUGAUAAUGCAUAUAUGUUAAUAGAAUCAAAAGAAAAAGACAAUUUAACCAUACAACAUUAUGAAACAUUAAUAAAAAAUUUAGAGAGCAAAUAUAAUAAAUUAUUUAAUAUGUAUCAAGAAUUAGAUGAACAUCGUAUAUCAUAUGUUGAUGCUUAUAGAGAAAAGCAAACGAAAAUAGAAAACUUAUGUGCAAUUUUACAAAUAAAAAGUGAAGAAAAUCUAAAACUAACACAAGAAAUAAAUAUUAUUAAUAAGAAAAAUGAACAAUUACAAGGUCAAAUUUAUGAAUACAUUAAAGAUGUUGAAGAUAAAGAAACAGAUUUAAAUAAAAAAAAAGAAGAAUGUGUUAUUUUAAAAAAUAAUCUUGAAACAGUUACAAUGGAAAAACAUGACUUUAAAAAACAACUAGAAGAAAAAACAAAACAAUAUAAUGAUUUACAAAAUAAUAUGAAAACUAUAAAAGAACAAAAUGAACAUCUCAAAAAUAAAUUCCAAUCUAUGGGAAAAACUAACGAUCAUACAAAUAAUUUCUUUAUACCCAAAAUUGAUAAUCUUAUAUAUAUAUUAAAUAAAAUGUUACAAGUAUUUAAAUUAAAUGAACAAAAUAUAUUAGAUUAUGCAACCUUCUUUAAACAAAAUGCAACUGUUAUAGAACAAAAAUUAUUAAAUAAUGAUAAUAUUUGUAAUGAUAUUAUACAAAUUAUUGAUAAAAAUUUAGUUAACCCUAUUAUUGAUGUAGUAAAUCAAAGAGACCAACAGUAUAUACAAAAACAAAAUGAAUUAAAAAUGAAAUUUGAUGAUGAUAUCUUAAAAAUAUAUGAACAAAAUAUAAACAACGUAGAAUUGGCAAACAAACAUAUAGAAGAAUUAAAAAAAUUAUUAAAAACCAUAACUAUUAAAAAAAAUCGAAUUAAACAAAAAGCCUUAUUACUUUCAUAUGCUCAGGGAAGAUUAAAUGAAAAACCCAUAUUAAAAGAAAUUAAAAAUAUGAAUAUUGGAUCUCCAUUAUUUAAAUGUAAAUAUAAUAGUUAUUCUCAUAAACCUGUACAAAUAUAUAUCAAAAUUGUCGACAAUAAAUAUAUUACCUGGACAAAGAAUGUGAAAGGCAAAAAGGGAUUUAAGAAAAGGAAGCUCAUAGAUAUACAGGAUGUCAUAAAUGUGGACUAUGGGCUUAAUAGCAGACCUGUUUACUGGCUCAUUGAAAAGCAAAAUCAAAAGAAAUUGCAAAAGAAAAAAAUAAAUUUAAAUGAAUUUUAUGAAAACAAUCCAUAUAAUAUAAAUCCAUAUAAUUGCUUUACCUUAUACACAAAGGAGAGAACGUAUGAUUUUUUUUCAGAUGACGACGAAGUUGUGGCUUCUUGGGUAAUUGGACUUGGCCUCUUAUCUUAUCCAUAUAAUAAAAGUCCUAGUAUACAAUCAAGAUCAGAAUUUAUAAUUAAGAGAGUUCAAUUAAAAUUAAAAUUAUAUUGUAUUAGAAAUAAUAUGAACUAUGUAAAAUUGUGGAAAAAUGCUAUUAAAAAAACACAACAACAAAGGGAAGUACAACAUAUGGAGAAAUAA